Aspergillus heteromorphus CBS 117.55 is the source of this 693-nucleotide messenger RNA. Its product is annotated as EXPERA domain-containing protein. Gene Ontology annotation, molecular function: C-8 sterol isomerase activity; steroid Delta-isomerase activity; cholestenol delta-isomerase activity. Gene Ontology annotation, cellular component: endoplasmic reticulum; membrane. The coding region runs from base 1 to 693 and encodes 230 amino acids. NCBI's taxonomy places the organism in Eukaryota, Fungi, Ascomycota, Eurotiomycetes, Eurotiales, Aspergillaceae. Gene Ontology annotation, biological process: sterol biosynthetic process. The record is from RefSeq and is a predicted model, not a curated record. The transcript is spliced from 4 exons.
AUGGAUCCCCACGCUCCUCUGCAUCCCUACUACCCCUUGGAUGCCCCGAUCCAUGGAUAUUUACCCAAUGAGGCCCCUCUCCUCUCCAUCCUGAUGACCGCCAGUGUGGGCGCUACAGCCGUCCUGGGAGGGACCUUCGCUCUGGUCAGAGUGGUGAUACGGCCAAGUCUGCGGACGGUGGACCAAUUGGCCAUCCUCUGGUUUGUCCUCUCGGGCACGCUGCACUGCUUCUUCGAGGGCUACUUCAUGGUCAACCAUGAUCGCAUGGCCUCGGCGCAAGAUGUCUUCGGGCAAUUGUGGAAGGAGUACGCCCUGUCCGAUUCGCGGUACAUGACCUCGGACACCCUGGUCCUGUGCAUGGAGACCAUCACCGUUCUUGUUUGGGGCCCGUUGUGUUUGGUGGUGGCCGCCUUGGUGCUCUCCCAGCAUCCUCUGCGCCAUCCGUUCCAGAUCAUCGUGUGCAUGAGCCACCUCUAUGGCGACGCCUUGUACUAUGCGACGAGCCUGUUCGACCACUACGCCCAUGACCGAUCGUACUGCCGCCCCGAGCCUUACUAUUUCUGGGUCUACUACUUUCUCAUGAAUUUCAUCUGGAUUGUGGUUCCGUUCUACUAUCUUUGCCAGAGCGUGCGGGCAAUCUCGGAUGCGUUCAAGGCCCUGGGAGAGGCUUCGAUGCAGCGCAAGGGUCGCUGA